Pristis pectinata (smalltooth sawfish) is the source of this 1623-nucleotide messenger RNA. RefSeq names its product adenylate kinase 8 (gene ak8). Gene Ontology annotation, biological process: nucleoside triphosphate biosynthetic process. The record is from RefSeq and is a predicted model, not a curated record. Gene Ontology annotation, molecular function: ATP binding; nucleoside diphosphate kinase activity; AMP kinase activity. Gene Ontology annotation, cellular component: cytoplasm. Lineage: Eukaryota; Metazoa; Chordata; Chondrichthyes; Rhinopristiformes; Pristidae. The transcript is spliced from 13 exons. Bases 119 to 1567 code for a protein of 482 amino acids.
AGGGAACGCCACUGCGAAGCAGGGAAAACACAAAUAACAAAGUAACUGGAGGGAAGCCGGCAGGUCAACUCCUUGACUGAAGGGUCUCGCCUUCACAAUUACUUAAAGCGUAAAAGAAAUGGACGCCACGAAGAAGCCGCUGCGGAUUUCGCCAGAGCUCGGCGUUUAUGCGGAGAAACACGGCGUGUUCCAGAUGCUGCAGAGAAUGUUGCAGUGCCUGCUGGUGGAUAGACCACAGGAUCCCAUUCAGUAUAUGAUCGACCAUUUUAAAAAAGAAAAUGAUGAAGUUCCCCGGGUUUUUCUGCUGGGUCCGCCUGUUUCGGGGAAACUUUCUAUUGCCAAGUUGCUGUGUGACCAGAUCAACACAAACCUCCUCACUUUGGAUAAUAUGCUAGCUGGUGGAAAAUCCGAGUCUGCAGAUGAAAUUCAGAAGUUAAAAGCCAAAGCUCAGGAUAUUCCCAAUACACUAUGGGCAAAGCUGAUCCUAGAACGGCUGUCAAAAACGGACUGCAUCAAACGGGGCUGGGUGCUAGUGGGUUUCCCCAAAACGCGGGAACAAGCAAUGGCAAUACAAGAAUUGGGAAUUGCACCAGAACACGUUGUCAUACUUGAUGCCCCUGAUACCGUGCUAAUUGAGAGAAAUCUGGGGAAAAGGAUUGACCCAGUCACCAAAGAAAUAUAUCAUACAAUUUUUAACUGGCCAACAUCAACCAAGAUACAGAAUCGGCUAGAGAAACCUCCUGGGAUAACUGAGGAAGAGACCGUAAAAAGAUUAUUAGAAUACCGUCAAGUCAGUCAUGGGGUACUGAACAGCUACAGUAAAAAAUACCAUAUUAUUAAUGCUGAUCAGCCUAGUGUUGAUGUCCUUUCGCAGGUUUUGAGCCAUGUCCAAAGCCGGCAUCGAUCCGUUGCCCCCUACACACCAAGAAUCAUUCUCCAUGGACCCCCCGGCAGUGGUAGAAGCCUGCAGGCAGCAAUGAUUGCUGAAAAAUACAGGAUUGUUAAUGUUUCCUGUGGACAGUUACUAAGGGAGGCUGUCGCUGCUGAGACAAGACUUGGUGAAACCAUUAAACCUUAUGUUGAAAGUAGGCAGCCAGUUCCAGAUGUUAUGGUCAUGAAAUGUAUGGCUCAAAGGCUGAGUAAACUGGACUGUUCCACUUGGGGCUGGGUGAUGCAUGGAUUUCCUCAAGAUUUGGUCCAAGCUGAAAUGUUAAAAGAUGCAGGGUUCUUAGCAAAUAGAGUUUUUUUCAUGGAAGUUCCUGAUGAUGCUGUCAUAGAGCGUCUUUCAAUGAGAAUGGUUGAUCCAACCACAGGUAAAAGAUAUCACUCCAUCUACAAACCAGCACCGAACAGUGAAGUUUACAGUCGCUGCAAAGUAAAUCCUAAGGAUUUUGAGGAAAAUGUGCAGAAAGCACUGGAAGUGUAUCAUGCCAAUAUUUCUGAGUUGGAGGAAUUCUACAAACCUGUCAUUCGUGUCAAUGCAGACCAGGAUCCUCACACAGUCUUUGAAUACAUUGAGAGCUGUAUUGUCAAACCCUUGCCAAAGCAAACUAAUGCCUUUAUUUGAAUGAUAUUUUGGAUAAGUCAGUUGCUGUGAUGUCUUUACUACAGUUUGUAGUCAUC